Echinops telfairi (small Madagascar hedgehog) is the source of this 948-nucleotide messenger RNA. Its product is annotated as putative olfactory receptor 2B3. Lineage: Eukaryota; Metazoa; Chordata; Mammalia; Afrosoricida; Tenrecidae. The transcript has a single exon. Gene Ontology annotation, molecular function: olfactory receptor activity; G protein-coupled receptor activity. Gene Ontology annotation, biological process: G protein-coupled receptor signaling pathway. The record is from RefSeq and is a predicted model, not a curated record. Bases 1 to 948 code for a protein of 315 amino acids. Gene Ontology annotation, cellular component: membrane.
AUGCAGGACUUCCCCCGGGACAAUUACAGCUCUGUGUCUGAAUUCAUCCUUCUGGGCUUUUCCAGAGAUGCCCAAAUUAAUGUAAUUCUCUUCAAUGUAUUCCUCUUCCUCUACCUCUGUACACUCCUGGGUAACGGACUUAUCGUCACAUUGAUUCACCUGGACUCUCGCCUCCACACACCCAUGUACUUCUUCCUCAGUGUCCUCUCCAUGCUGGACAUGAGUUACGUCACCACUACUGUGCCUCAGAUGUUGGUGCAUCUGCUCUGCCAGAAGAAAACUAUCUCUUAUGCUGGCUGCGUGGCCCAGAUGUGCAUUUUCUUGGUCUUGGGCAUUACUGAGGGCUGGCUUUUCUCUGUCAUGUCCUACGACAGAUAUGUAGCCAUCUGCCACCCACUCAGGUACAAAGUUAUCAUGAGCCCAUGGCUAUGCGGGGCAAUGGUGGUCUUUUGUGGGCUGUGGGGCAUCAGCUGUUCCCUAGUCUACACUGUCUUCACCAUGCGCCUGCCCUAUUGUGGCUCAAAUGAAAUCAACCACUUCUUCUGUGAGGUUCCUGCUGUCUUGAAGCUGGCUUGUGCAGACACCACUCUCAAUGACCGGAUCGAUUUUAUCCUGGGCUUUAUCCUCCUCCUGAUACCUCUCUCCUUCAUUCUGGUCUCUUACGUUCGAAUCUUUACCACCAUUUUGAAAAUCCGCUCAACUCAGGGUCGGCUUAAAGCCUUUUCCACCUGUGCAUCCCAUAUCACAGUGGUCACCAUGUUCUGUGGACCUGCCAUGUUCAUGUACAUGAACCCUGGAACCAAUGCCUCUCCAGAAAGGGACAAGAAAUUAGCCCUGUUUUAUAAUGUCAUUUCCGCCUUUCUCAAUCCAAUCAUCUACAGCCUCAGAAACAAAGAUGUGAAGAGGGCUUUCCUAAAGGUAACAGGCUGGGGCAGGAGCACUGAGUGA